Messenger RNA from Lepus europaeus (European hare), 1173 nucleotides. It is a transcript of the gene C9H3orf62, whose product is annotated as chromosome 9 C3orf62 homolog. The record is from RefSeq and is a predicted model, not a curated record. Lineage: Eukaryota; Metazoa; Chordata; Mammalia; Lagomorpha; Leporidae. The coding region runs from base 184 to 927 and encodes 247 amino acids. The transcript is spliced from 3 exons.
CCCAGCCCUCAGGGGAGGACCACACCCCACCUAUACGCGGAGGGAGAAUGCCCCGGGCCUGUAGCUCGGCACUACCUCCGGAGGGUAGCGAGAGCCCCAAUGAGUGGUUUACAGCUGGAUUGGGAGCUCCGGUGUCGUGUGGCCCUGCGUUUCCAACGUAGUCAUGGUCGCUUUUAGGGGGAAAUGUCCGACAAACUGAGAAGGUGCAGGAAGGAGCUGGCUGCAGCCAUCGACCGGGCUUUUGAAGGCGUCUGUCAUUCCCAGGAGUGCGCAGGCCCGCAGAGGCCGCCGCCGCCCCUGCCUGUGCACAGGCUCCCCUGCAGGCGACACCCGCCGGCCGCCUGCUCCGCCGCGGCCGCUUUCGCCGCUGUCCCGUGCGCUCCUGGGAAUGAGAACCCUGCGCUUGCACCGAACCAUGUGUCUCUCGGUGCAAAGCCACAUGCUUUAUGCCCCAAAAGAAAACCUCUGGCCAGCAAGGAAAACGUGCUGAUGCAGACCUCCAUCUUGGCGCCUGAAAGACCGCUCUGGAGAGCAGCGGGAGACGGGGAGAACUGGAGAAAAGAGAGUUCAAGGAAGGAUGUGGAGAGAGAUUUGAAGGUUGACUCAAACAUGCCACUCGGCAGCUCUAGCCACGAGGUCACAAAGGAUCUGCUUGAUAUAAUUGACCACACAAGCAUCCGGACUAUUGAAGAACUGGCUGGGAAGCUAGAAUUUGAGAAUGAGUUGAACCGCGUGUGUGGGCGCUGCCAAGACUCGCCCUUCAAGGAGGAAGCCUGGGCCCUGCUCGUGGACGAGAGCCCCGAGAAGGGCGCUGGCGCCACGGGCAGCCUCAGGCAGGCCUUCGACGAGCAGAACAUUGUGCAGACCGUUCUGGACUUGGAAGAGGACUACAACUUGAUGACGCAGUUUAAAUACCAGGUGGAGUGAGGAGGCUGCCGCGGGCCGAGGUGCUCACCAGGGAUUGGCACAGCCUGAGCCCCACCGCCUUUGCACCACGGCCCUGUGCCUUUCUACACUUGAUCUUAGCCAGAGGGCCGAGAAGCGAUUCUGUGUGCCUUUCUGAGCUGAGUGCCUGGUUUUUCGUAUUGUUACUUUGAAAUGUUUCUUACUGUUAAUUUUUUUUACUUUUCUUGCCAUCUUGAAAGUGUGGUGUUUUGUUUUUGUUUUUGUUUU